Molecule: messenger RNA, 778 nt
Organism: Anneissia japonica
Lineage: Eukaryota; Metazoa; Echinodermata; Crinoidea; Comatulida; Comatulidae
Exons: 2
Source: RefSeq, a predicted model, not a curated record
AUUUACACAGGAAUACCAAGUUUCAUUAACGCUCAAGUCAACGGAUUCAUGGAUGAAGGAGUUACAGUUAACGGAUAUCUUGAGUUUUAUGCAAAUGAACAGAUUUCGUCGAGUGAAUUGGAAAACAUGUUUAGAGAAUCAGGGGAUGGCGAUGGUUUUAUACAAACUACAUCCAGCUCCCUGGUCUACAUGACGAAUAGUCUUGUUAUCAAUGAAAUGGAUGAUGAUAUAUAUGAAGGAAAUGAAAAUGAAUCAGUGGAAAGAAUGGAUCCCACUCCACACGACGAAUCUGAGGUCAAUGAUGGUACCCAACUUCCUGAAAUUAAUACAAAUAGUGAAAUAGAAGUGAUUGAGUAUUCAACCUAUGUCACUAUCGAAGAUAGUGUAGGACAAAUAGAAGGAGACAGUGUUGCAGAAAGUUCUUUACUACCUGCAGACAGAAGUGAAUUCCAAUUAGCCACAGAACGAUUGUAUACUUCUCCGUACCAAGAAAGUGAAGUUUUUGAAGGCACAGAACACUUUUUGCCAACUGAUGAAACAGGAGAAGUUACAUAUUUUACAGCAACUGAUGGAGGUGAAUUUCAAUCAGUUGAAGAAGAAACAUAUACUCCUGUAUAUGAAGGAAGUGGGACAAAUGAAGGCACAGAAAACUUUUUGUUACCUGGUAGAAGUGAUUUUUUUACAACACAAAGAGUAACUUCGGUCAUAGAAAGCAUUUCUUUUCCGGAUUCUGGUAGAGAAGCAAAACGCCGUAAAAAACGGCAGGUGGUGAAUACAG